AUUAGUAACUGCAAUGCUUUAAUUUGGAGUUUAAGUUGUUUAUAUUUAUUGCACGCUAUUAUCGGUAAACAGCAGUUAGAUAAUGUCACUUCCGCUGAAUUACUUCCUGUUGGUUGACUUCCGGUAUUUGUUCGAAAGCUAGAGAUACAUCUUGUGGUCUUCUGUAGUACUUUCUGUUGCCAUCCUACACAAAGCGGCGAAGAAGCAAUGCCUUUUUCACCAUCUUGUCUAUGAAGGAAUUGUCAAAAGUAAAUGGUCAAGCUUACAACGACGUUCUCUUCAUUGACUCCGGUUUGGCUUGGUGUUGAGUUGGCGUUUUUACACGUCUCACGAGAUCCCUAAAGUGAAAAAGGCACGUUCCGGCUGCCCUAAGGUAUCAACAUGGCAACUAGUCACAGUGGAAGCAGCAAAAUGUCAGUAUCCACAGCAAGCGCAGCUCUUGUUAGAGCUAAAGCAGAAGCCGCGAAAGUAAGAGCGUCGUACGCAAGCCAAGAAGCUAAGCUUAAACUGGAAGAAGCUAAGCUAAAACCUGAAAAGGCUCAUAAUCAAUUAGAAACAACGAGAAUAACCACAGAAUUAGAAGUGCUGACAUUACAACGAGAAGCAGACGCAGCUGAGGCGGAAGCUCAAGUAUUGGAGGAAGCUUCGGGAGCACAAUCCACUGGCGAUGACAGGAAAACUGAAUCAGAAAAGGCAAAAAUUGAACGCACCAGUGAAUAUGUUCAAUCACAGAUCGACCUUCAACAGCAGUUGUCAUCUCCAGCUACCUUGUGUCCAGCAAUAGAUAAGCAACCGUAUCCGUUAACACAAGCUACCAUCAACACCUGGCAUCUGGAUGAAAAUACUCCAUAUAUGCAACCCAGUCCUAAUAGAACAAACUUUAAGAGCGAUAAAGAAUCUCACUUAUCCACACCAAACUUAAAUAAACCAGUUAAAGCCACGACAAACUUUGAAGAAAAAAGACAAUCUGGCUCAAACAUACAUGCUCCGCCCUAUGUUCCCCGACAGGUUCCACAAGCCAGCAUGCUGUCUUCAGUGGAACCAUUGGCCCACUAUUUGGCAACACGAGAUCUCAUCACCUCAGGACUGUACUACUUCGCCGAUAAACCAGAAGAUUAUCGCGCAUGGGAGUCGUCAUUCACUACAGCGGUCAGCGGUGCUCACCUCACAACAACCCAAGAACUAGACCUCAUGACUAAGUGGCUUGGUAAGGAGUCUGGAGAACAUGUGAGACGCAUCCGCUCAAUGUAUGUAAACCAUCCAGAACUGGCUCUACACAAAGCAUGGGAGAGACUGCGUGACUGUUAUGCUGCCCCUGAAAUCAUUGAAAAAUCACUAUUUGAUCGGCUGGACAAUUUCCCCAACAUUUCUAAUAAAGACAACGCUGGGCUACGCGAACUGGGAGAUUUGCUCAUGGAAAUUCAAGGUUUCAAGGAGGACGGCUAUGUCACCGGCUUGUCCUAUCUGGAUACGUCACGUGGAAUUAGGCCGAUUGUGGACAAGCUUCCUUAUAGCCUUCAGGAAAAAUGGACAUCUUCUGUGUUUUUGUACAAAGAACAUAAUAAUGGUUGCUUCCCUCCCUUCCACUACUUCUGUGUUUUUGUGUGCUCCGAGGCAAAGAAACGAAAUGACCCCAGUUUCACCUACCAGUACAAUACAACUGCUAACCUUGACAAACACAUUGCAAAAGGUUUUAACUCCAACAGACCCAUCACAAAACAGACAUUUUAACAACCAAUAUUGACCCCAAUGAAUGUUGUCCUCUACACAACAAACCACACCCCCUUAAAAGAUGCAGGACAUUCCGAAACAAAUCCCUGGAUGAUAGAAAGGCCUUUUUGAAGGAAAAAGGGAUAUGUUUUAAAUGUUGUUCCUCAGUUUAACAUCUCGCCAAACACUGCCAGUCUUCUGUGAAGUGUUAUGAAUGUGGAAGCACUCAUCAUGAGGCAGCAAUGCAUCCUGGUCCAUCAACUCAAAUGGCCAAGGCUCCUCCAUCUCUUAAAGAGGAUGGUGGGGAGGGAGAAGAACAGUAUAACAUGCCUGAUGUUAGCACGAGCUGUACAGAUGUUUGCGGUCAAGGUCAGUGAGGGCGCUCAUGCUCAAAAAUAUGCCUUACUAAAAUGUACCAUAAAGACUUCAAGGACAAGGCCAUCAAAGCCUACGUAAUUUUGGAUGACCAAAGUAAUCGAUCAUUGGCAAGACCAGAAUUGUUUAAAAUGUUCAAUGUGGACAGCAAACCAAUAACUUAUCAUCUCAGAACUUGUUCUGGCCUUGUAGAGGCACACGGCAGGGAGGCUGAAGCUUUCCAGAUUGAGUCCCUAGAUGGUAAAGUUCCCAUCUCACUUCCAACACUCCUCGAGUGUCAAGGGAUUCCAAAUAAUCGGAAUGAGAUCCCAACACCAACUGCAGUUUUGCAUCAACCCCAUCUCCAUCACAUUGCCAAACACAUCCCCGUAUUGGACCCCGGAGCACAAAUACUCCUUCUCCUCGGAAGAGAUGUAAUCAGGGCACACAAGGUCAGACAGCAAGUAAAUGGACCACACGACGCUCCUUUUGCACAACGUCUGGAUUUAGGCUGGGUGGUGAUGGGAGAAGUGUGUUUAGGCAAUACACACAAACCAACAAUUAAUUCAAUGAAAAAAAACGUAUGGGAAAAUGGACGUAAUUCCAUCUUUCUACCCUGCACCAGCGUCAUGUGUGUUAAGAAGCAACACACCUUCAACCAGUCCUGCAAAUCACAAGAAAGGAUGCUGGGAUGGACAGUUUUCAACCAAACUAAACAUGACAACAAACCUGCUCCAUCAAUGGAUGACCUCCUCUUUCUAAAGAUCAUGGACAUUCAAACCUACAGUGAUGGAUCCAACAAUUGGGUCGCUCCUCUCCCAUUUAAGGAACCACGUCAACGUUUGCCAAACAAUAAGGCCCAGGCAAUCUAGCGGUUCAUGUCACUUCAACAAACCCUCCAAAGGAAACCGGAAAUGCAGGAACAGUAUGUCAUAUUCAUAGAAAAGCUCAUUACCCACAAGCAUGCAGAGGUAGCGCCGCCAUUGAGGAAAGAUGAAGAGUGCUGGUAUUUUCCAACCUUUGGCGUAUACCACCCACGAAAACCUGACCAGAUCAGAGUCGUUUUUGAUUCUAGCGCCCAACACGCAGGUAUUUCCCUAAAUGACGUGCUACUCUCUGGACCCGACCUCAAUAACUCCUUGCUAGGCGUUCUUCUGUGCUUCCGGAAGGAAAGAGUUGUGAUUAUGGCAGACAUCCAGCAGAUGUUUCAUUGUUUUUUGGUGCAUGAAGAUCAUCGAAAUUUCCUACGUUUCUUGUGGCAUCAGGACAAUGAUCUCAGGAAGCCAGUUAUUGAGUAUCGCAUGAGGGUCCACGUGUUUGGCAACACACCAUCUCCUGCUGUGGCAAUCUAUGGACUGCGAAAGGCCAUCAGGGAAGGUGCACAGCAGCACGGAGAUGAUACUGUCAGGUUUGUAGAAAGGCAUUUUUAUGUGGACGAUGGCUUGGUAUCCCUACCAUCUGAAGGUGAGGCCAUUGACCUGCUCCAAAGGACAAAGUGUUCGCUCGCCGAGUCGAAUCUUCGCUUGCACAAGUUUGUAUCAAACUCUGAGGAAGUCACCAAAGCCUUCUCCCCUCAAGAUUGUGCCCCUGUGGUCAAAGACUUAGAUUUGAGUGGAGACUUUACACCCACACAACGGAGCUUAGGGUUGCUCUGGGAGAUUACAUCUGACACAUUUACAUACUUUGCAUCACCAACAAACAAACCAUUCACUCGACGGGGUGUUUUGUCUACAGUAAACAGUGUUUUUGAUCCCCUAGGAAUGCUCGCACCUGUCACAAUUCAGGGAAGGUCCCUUCUUAGAGAACUUACCUCCGAGCUAGCAGACUGGGACACGCCCCUGCCAGAAUCCAAAAAGAACAAGUGGGAGACUUGGAAAGAGUCUCUUCAAGGCUUAAACAAGAUUCAUAUUCCACGCAGGUAAACUGCAAAGUCACUGUGCGAUGUGGUGCUCACAGAGUUGUGCGUGUUUUCAGAUGCAUCCUGCAAGGCCAUUGGUGCUGUGGCUUAGCUGAAAGCGGUCCAAGAAGAUGGAAAGGCCGAAGUCGGAUUUGUGAUGGGUAAGGCCAAGUUGGCCCCCCAGUCUGAACUUACUAUCCCAAGGCUCGAGCUCUGUGCUGCUGUGCUAGCGGUAGACAUGGCAGAUCUCAUCCAAGAUGAGCUGGACCUCAAGUUUGAUGAAGUUCGCUUCUACACAGACAGUAAGGUAGUGCUUGGAUACAUUUGCAAAGAGAAAAAACGUUUCUACACCUACGUUCAUAACAGAGUCCACCGUAUUCGUCAAUUUUCAAAUCCCCAUUAGUGGAACUAUGUGUGCACGGAGGAAAACCCUGCAGAUCAUGCAUCAAGAUCCUUAGCUGUAUCAAGCCUUGGACAAACAUCUUGGUUUAUCGGCCCUGCAUUCCUGCUGAAGACAUCUGCAAACAUGACACAAACCAGUGAAAGAUUUGAGCUCAUUGGACCAGAUAAUGACUCUGAAAUCCGCCCACAAGUGCAGACCUGCGCUACUUACCUGGAACGUCAGAUACUCAACCCAGAUCGCUUCCAACGAUUUUCCACUUUCACUUCCUUGGUGAGGAGUGUGGCAUUCCUCAUCCACGUCGCAAGAACAUGCAAAAGGUCUAAUCAAAAAGAUGGAUGCAAAGGCUGGCACAACUGUCACCAACCACGCACUGCAGAUGAAAUUGCCCAAGCUAAAUAUAUUAUUCUGAGGGCAACACAAAAGGCAGCCUUCUCAGGAGAGCUUUUAGCUUUACAAGAAAACAAGCCAGUUUCAAGAAACAGCCCUUUAUUGAAACUCAACCCAACAUUGGAGGAUGGACUCAUUUGUGUGGGAGGUAGACUAAAGUGCUCUGAACUCACACUUUUAGAAAAGAAUCCUGUAAUUCUCCCCAAGAAAAGCCACAUCUCUGUGUUGCUCACACACCACCACCAUGUGCAGGUAAAACAUCAAGGCCGCAAUUUUACUGAAGGAGCCAUCAGAGCAGCAGGAUUGUGGAUUCUAGGUGGACGGUCUUUAAUCAACUCAAUUCUUCACAAAUGCACAAUCUGUCGUAGACUUCAAGGGGAAGGUUCAAGAACAACAAAUGGCUAAUUUGCCUCCGGAACGUCUUAAAUCCUUCCCUCCUUUUACGUAUGUGGGAGUCGAUGUCUUUGGACCCUGGUCUGUCCUAACCAGACGUACCAGAGGAGGACAAGCAGAGAGCAAGCGGUGGGCCAUGAUGUUCACUUGUCUUAGUUCGAGAGCUGUUCAUAUCGAGUUAAUCGAGUCUAUGGACACUUCAAGUUGUAUCAACGCCCUCAGGCGGUUUUUCGCACUUCAAGGUCCGGCAAACCAACUUCAUUCUGAUUGUCGAACUAAUUUUACGGGAGAAUGCAAAGAGCUUGGAAUGAACAAGGCAGUGCAGAACUUCCUCAGUGAAAAGCAGUGCAUUUGGAAAUUCAACCCACCACACGCUUCCCACAUGGGAGGCUCCUGGGAGCGAAUGAUCGGGAUUGCAAGAAGAAUCCUGAAUUCAAUGUUACUGCAGCAUGGGACUCGUAUAACCCAUGAAGUUCUUUGCACUCUGAUGGCGGAAGUCACUGCAAUUAUAAAUGCACAACCACUUCUGCCUGUAUCCAUAGAUCCACAACAAUCCUUCAUUCUUUCACCAUCAAUGCUCCUAACACAGAAGGCAGGAGCUCCACCUCCACUUGGAGAAUUCACAGAGAGGGACCUUUACACCAAACAAUGGAAGCAAGUGCAAGCAUUUGCAAACCAGUUUUGGAGCCGAUGGAGAAGGGAGUACCUUCCUUCUUUGCAACAGAGACAGAAAUGGAAUAUGUCAAGGCGAAAUCUUCAAGUAGGAGAUCUAGUUCUCCUCAAGGACAAGCAAGCUGCACGUAACUACUGGCCUAUGGCCAUGGUCACCGCCACGUUCCCCGGGAUCGACAAUUUGGUCAGGAAGGUCGAAGUGAAGACUAAAGACCAAGGAACCCCAAAAACAUUUUUGAGACCAGUUACAGAAGUUGUUUUACUGCUGCCCAAAGACUAGAGUUAUUUGGUGACCUUAGUGGCCUCACAUAGGCCAGGCGGGGAGUGUGUUGUCCUGAAGUCAACUGUUAAUAUUAUUUACGUAAUUACAUGAUAAUAUUUUUGUAUUACUUAAUAUUUUGUAUUAGUAACUGCAAUGCUUUAAUUUGGAGUUAAAGUUGUUUAUAUUUAUUGCACGCUAUAAUCGGUAAACAGCAGUUUGAUGAUUUCACUUCCGCUGAAUUACUUCCUGUUGGUUGACUUCCCGUAUUUGUUCGAAAGCUAGAGCUACAUUUUGUGGUUUUCUGUAGUACUUUCUGUUGCCAUCCUACACAAAGCGGCGAAGAAGCAAUUGUGUAAGUCGUCUUUAAUAAGUUAACAACAUGUCAGACACGUUAAAAAAGUGUAAUAGUCCCGAUAUGUUAAAUAUAAUUGUCGAACUAGAUACAAUGUGUUCAAGUCAUUUAGGCAGAUGGGAGUCUCCCUCUGCUGGACAUUUUCCGACAUUACCGUUACAUUUUUAUAUGUCAUUGUAAACGAAUAUGUACAGAGGCAAUAAGUGUGUUGUGUGUUGUGUCUCUUUGUUCUUUUCAGUUUUUCACCCUCUUGUCUAUGAAGGAAUUGUCAAAAGUAAAUGGUCAAGCUUACAACGACGUUCUCUUCAUUGACUGCGGUUUGGCUUGGUGUUGAAUUGGCGUUUUUACACGUCUCACGAGAACACUAAACACUACAUUUGCACACUGUGGUACCCGGAUUCUCACCAAGACACAGGAGGGUGUUUGCAAAAAGCCGAAAAGGGCAUUUAUUGCACAAGUCUUUGUAGGAAGGGCAGGGUGUGGAAUAAUCAACUUAAAGUGUCCAUUACCAAACAUAAAUUUCUCCCAUCCGGGGCUCUCAGUCCUGCACACAGCACACUUCUUUACUCGUUAAUUGCCUAUCAAACAAAAGAAAACAUAAUAUCAGAAAACAUUUAACUAGUAAUGUCCUUAUUAGUGAAAUAGUUGAUGUUUCACUUACCCCCUGAUGCACCUGCCUUGACAGAGAGGAGAGUCAGGCCUGAAUGAGGCAGAGUUAAGAACUGUUUGUAGCUGAGUCCCACCUGGUCGCACAGCUGGUGGCACUUCAGGCUGAUUGAGGAGGUACAGGGGAAUAUACCGCCCCUCGAUGAUGCGGCCACGGUUGGGGUGUUGUCUUCUGUGUUCCACUCUGCCUCCAUGCCCUGGCUCCUCCCCUAUGAGGUGCUUACCUGUCAGGCAGUGCUUGAGUGAGACACCACAACACACACAUGUAAAAUCUACCGGGUAUCAUGCCACUUCUCUUGUGUGUGUGUAUGUGUGUGUGUGUUUUUGUGUGUGUUCUUAAAGUACCUUCCAUAUGAGCAAGUUAGGACCAGUGUUGGGACUAACGCGUUACAAAGUAACGCUCUUACUGUUACUACAUGAUGCGUUACUGAGGGGGGCGUGUAUGUGUUUACAAACAAGACAUCAUUGUGGAGCCGGAGUCGAGUUUCUUAUCAUGAAGAUAUUCUCACUACUUUUCUUUUGUUGAGCACAAAGAAAAUAACAUUUUAGUUAAAUGUAAGUUGUGUCUUGGAUCAAAGAUCCCAUGUACUGCCAAAAACAGCAGUUCAAAUCUGCUGAAACACUUACAAAAGCAACAUGCUUCGACGAAGCUAGUAAAGAGAGACACACUUCACCUCCACCUCAACCUAAGCAACAGCGGCUGGAUUUUAACGGAGGGACUGCCAGCCAGGACAACGUUGAUAGAGCCAUUGCAGCAUAUGUGCUAGAGACAUGCAAGCUAUUUCUACAGUGGAUUCACUCACUUUCAGGCAGCUACUUAGCAUGAUACCGCCGUCAAACGGCAUAUGGCACGAAAACAUGUUCCAUGUACCUGGACAGUGAGUACAUAAACAUAGAAAGCGAGCUAAAGAAAACGCUCCAAACUCUGCCUCUGCUCAUCAUUCAGCACUGAAGGUACACACACUCUUGUCAAUUCUCUUAUAUACUGUUGCUCUUUCAUUCUAGACUUCUAGAGUGUUUGAUUAUCACAUCACUCUAAAUGUAUAGACUGUAAAGUUUACAAACAUAAGGAGGGAUCCUAGUGGGCCACGCCAAUCUUUCCUCUUCUCUAAACUAAAAGUGGGUAAAAGCGUAGAGCGUUCUGGGCUUCAGUACAGUGUUGAUCUCCUGAAGACAUGAUUUUAUUUCACAAUUCCUUGAGAGAAAAAAAACGCCUGGUCAGGCAUGUGUAUAGCGGUAUGUGUGCUGUAUAUAGUGACAUGACAUAUAAUCAUAGAAUGUGUGCCUUCCUUGGGUGAAGCCAGGUUUACAGCUAUGUUGUGACAUGUUGUUAUCAUGCGGUUUGUUACUUAUGUAUGUUAUGUUGCAGUUAUUUAAAAUAGUUUUGGCAAUUUGUUCUGGCCUGAAAUAAAUUGGCCCUUUGAAACAUAUAUUUGUCUUUGUUUGUUGUAUGUAGACCACAUUGCUUAGCAGAGUUCAGUGGUGCAAAUGCAUUUAAGUUGAUCAACAGAUUGUAUUAUUCUCCAGUGCAAUAACUGUACUGAAAUGAAGGCUAAAAUGGCAUUGAUGGAAGUCCUAAAUAACAUUUUUAAAAAAAAAAAGCAACAUAUAGUUACUUUUCACAGUGACACAUUACUUUUUGGUGUAAGUAACUGAGUUAGUAACUGAGUUACUUUUGAAAUAAAGUAGCUAGUAACUGUAAAUAGUUACUGGUUUUCAGUAACCAACCCAACACUGGUUAGGACAUAAUCUUGGUCCCAAUAUGGACAACCAUUGCAUCUAAUAGAGAAUGUCUCAUCUGCACCCCUGGUGGUGAAAUAUAUCAAUAUUAGGGUGGUCCCGAAAGGGAGAGAUUUUUCAAAUUGACUAUGUGUCGGUUUUAAAAGUGCUCCCCCUCUGGUCAACAUAUGAAAUAACAAGUGUGUGUACAAAUUUGAAGUGCUCCUCUUCUGGCCAACAUAUGUUAUAACAAGUGUGUGUAAGAAAUUCAAAUGCACCCCCUUUCACCAAAAUUUAUAGAAAAAAUUAAAUAAAGAUCCCGAAAGGGACAAGUGGUAGAAAAUGAAUGGAUGGAUGGAUGUAUAUAGAGACUUAAUUUAAUAACUUGAAGUAAAUCAUGGAGAUUAAAAAACAAUUACAAACAAAAAAUGUUUACUAAAAGCUUACAUGUUUUUAUAUUUGCAUAGUAUGUAUACAUUAUUAAUGUUGUAAAUACCGAUAAUAAUAUAUCUACAAAGGGUGGUGCUAAAGAGGUAGGCAUUUUUGGAAGUCUCAAGAAGGUAACAAAUACAAGAAUGCGUGUGUGUGUGCGUGUGCGUGUGCGUGUGCGUGUGUGUGUGUGUGUGUGUAGGUUUGAAAUGCAGAAGAUUAUGAGGGUGGGGUUUCCUGGCUGGUCCGCUUGUCAGAAUGUCGCCAAAAUAAUGUUUGCAAAGACAUUUUUACACCAUUAAUUUAAAUGUUAACACUGUAGAAUCUAUACAGCCUUUUUACUGUUUUAAUGUAAGUGUGACAUUGUUGUUUUUACUAAUCUGUCUAUCAAGAAAAAAGACCCUGUAAGGCUAUGUAGUUCAGAGCUUCCUGUAAUACUCUGAGUCACUACACUGGGAAGUGGGGGCGACCCGGAGCGAUCAGACUCUCACUGCUGCCAAGUUUUAUCAUCAAGGAAGACGGGGUUUGUUUUUCGUUCUUUGUCGGAUGCAAGAACGUUGUUUCAGUGCUGUGCUGGAAUGAAUGAAUGAAUGAAUGAAUAAAUGAAUGAAUAAAUUAAUGUGGCCACCAAUAAGGAGGAUUAUAUACCCAAUUAAGGUAGGAAUCUUUGGGGACCACAAGAUUUGAUUCAGUUUUAAAUCACGUUGAAAAACAAGUUGAAAAACGUAUUCAGGUGUUACAAUUUAGUGGUCAAUUGUACGGAAUAUGUACUGUACUGUACAAUCUACUAAUACAAGUUUCAAUCAAUCAAUCUCGGGGUGACGAUUCAAUUCGCAAAGAUGUUGAUUGAACAUGAUUCUAGUAAUGUGAUAUUUGAUAGAUAAAUUUAAAUAAAACAUAUUUAAAAAAGGAAACAGGUUACAAAAGCUCCUUUUGGCUGCUGAUGUACGACUUAAAUAAGCAGUUUUUUGGCAAAAAAAAACGUAAUUUGAAAAAUUUAUUUCUAAAAUUGUAUUUACAAACAUCACAUUAUGUUAGUCGAUCUAAUGAAAGAAAAUAGAGCAACCCCAACCCCAUUCCAAUCCAACCUUUUAAAUACUUUACAAAGCAAUUGAGAAGACAUACAAAUACAAUACUUAUUAAAUGCUAAAUAAAAAAAAAAGGAAAACCUAAUACAAUUAUGAUUGAUAGUAAUAAUAAAUAAUACAAUUACUAAAAGCAACAUUAUCAAUAAUGAUAAUAAUAAUAUUGAUAAUAAUGUUUUACCCCGCCAUACGCCCGAUUGUAGCUGAGAUAGACGCCAGCGCCCCCCGCAACCCUAAAGGGAAUAAGCGGUAGAAAAAGGAUGGAUGGAUGGAUUCUUUUAAAAAAUAUAUAUAUAAAGUAUGAGCAAAAAAACAUUUUUUACAUUGAUUCUCAAAUAAUUAAUAGACUUAGAAUCGAAAUAAAUUUUAAAAAAUUGUGAUAAGGAAAACUGGACUUUCAGACAAAACGGAGGCGAUUGAUUGAUUGAUUAAUUGGUUGAUUGAUUGAUUGAUUUAUUGAAACUUUUAUUCUACCUUAGUAGAAGCAUUUAAGUCUCACCUUAAAACUCAUCUGUAUUCUCUAGCCUUUAAAUAGACCUCCUUUUUAGACCAGUUGAUCUGCCGCUCCUUUUCUUUCUCCUAUGUCCCCCCCUCCCUUGUGGAGGGGGUCCGGUCCGAUGACCAUGGAUGAAGUACUGGCUGUCCAGAGUCGAAACCCAGGAUGGACCGCUCGUCGGGACCCAGGAUGGACCGCUCGCCUGUGUAUCGAUUGGGGACAUCUCUACACUGCUGAUCCGCCUCCGCUUGAGAUGGUCUCCCGUGGACGGGACUCUCGCUGCUGUCUUGGAUCCGCUUGGGACUGAACUCUCGCGGCUGUGUUGGAGCCACUAUGGAUUGAACUUUCGCAGCAUCAUGUUAGACCCGCUCGACAUCCAUUGCUUUCGGUCCCCUAGAGGGGGGUUGCCCACAUCUGAGGUCCUCUCCAAGGUUUCUCAUAGUCAGUAUUGUCACUGGCGUCCCACUGGAUGUGAAUUCUCCCUGCCCACUGGGUGUGAGUUUUCCUUGCCCUUUUGUGGGUUCUUCCGAGGAUGUUGUAGUCGUAAUGAUUUGUGCAGUCCUUUGAGACAUUUGUGAUUUGGGGCUAUAUAAAUAAACAUUGAUUGAUGAUUGAUUGAUAUUA
Nerophis ophidion (straightnose pipefish) is the source of this 11449-nucleotide messenger RNA. RefSeq lists its product as uncharacterized. The record is from RefSeq and is a predicted model, not a curated record. Bases 382 to 1731 code for a protein of 449 amino acids. NCBI's taxonomy places the organism in Eukaryota, Metazoa, Chordata, Actinopteri, Syngnathiformes, Syngnathidae. The transcript has 2 exons.